This is a messenger RNA of Salpingoeca rosetta, 1164 nucleotides long. RefSeq lists its product as uncharacterized. Lineage: Eukaryota; Choanoflagellata; Craspedida; Salpingoecidae. The record is from RefSeq and is a predicted model, not a curated record. The transcript has a single exon. The coding region runs from base 1 to 1164 and encodes 387 amino acids.
AUGCCAUCCAUGCGCAACAGCGUUCUGGGAGAGGUGGUACUGGAGGAGGACGAUGCGGGCGCGUUUCACAUCAACACCACUGAUCCAAUGAGCCAGCCCGUGUUUUUGAAUGGCGUCAAUGUGCACGAGAUGCUCAGCACGCUGAUGAGUACUGUGUCGGAGCAGCAGAGCGCGAUCGAUCGCGUCUUUGGCAGCAAGGUGUGCACCCUGAGCGCUCAGACGUUUGGGCAACUCGGCUUCACGACAAACAAAUGGCUUGGCGGCGUUCUCGCCACCAACGGGCUGAUCUACGCCGCACCAUCCAAAUCACCCUCUGUGCUCAUCAUCAACCCCAGCACAAACACCGUCGACAUCACCACAAUCCCAGGACUGGGAACAGACAACGGCAAGUGGGCGGGUGCGGUACUGGCACACAACGGCCUCAUUUACAUGUUCCCAUCCAACAGGGACACAAUGCUCAUCGUCGACCCGAAUACCAACACCAUUGACACAUCAAGCAUCGACUCCCUUGGAUCCGGCAACUCCAAGUGGAAAAGUGGCGUGGCAGCCAGCAACGGUCUCAUCUUUGGCAUCCCAUCUUCUGCCACGUCUGUACUGAUCGUUGACCCUGAAACGAACACAGCCGACAUUACCACGCUGUCCGGACUGUUGAGCCAAGACUACAAGUGGUACGACGGCGUGCAGGCAGAAAACGGCCUCAUCUACUGCAUUCCUGCCAUGGCUUCCGCCGUCCUCACCAUCAAUCCCGAGUCCCUCACGAUGGACCUGACCACCAUCAGUGGCCUUGGCACGGGUUUUAAGUGGCUUGGCGGCGUGCUUUCACGCAGCGGUCUUAUCUACAGCAUCCCGGCUCACUCAGCGACGACACUCGUCAUCAACCCAGUCACAAACACCACCAACGAGCUGCCUGUCGUUGAGGUCACCAACUUUCCGAAAUGGGUCGGCGGUGUGCUCGCACCCAAUGGCAACAUCAUUGGCAUCCCAUACAGCUCUUCGGCAGUUAUCGUUGUCAACCCACCCACCAACAUCACCGACACCAGAAUCAUCAACGACCUUGCUGGAUCCUCCUUCAAGUGGUGGCAUGGCGUGCUUGCCAACGAUGGUCUCAUCUACGGUAUUCCAUACAAUGCGGAUUCCGUCCUUGUCAUUGACCCGGGGUGCUGA